GGAUGCCGGUCCAUCUCGCUCGGCCACCCCGGCUUCAUCAGCCGCGACAAGGAUUCCUCGGUCCUGUUCGUCAGCCGGCAGCACCCGCUCUGCUCGCAGCUCUUCAGCAUCGUGAGGCAGGCCUGCGUGCGCAGCCUGAGCUGCGAGGUGUGCCCCGGCCGCGAGGGCCCGAUCUUCUUCGGGGACGAGCAGCACGGCUUCGCCUUCAGCCACACCUUCUUCAUCAAGGACAGCCUGGCGCGCGGCUUCCAGCGCUGGUACAGCCUGGUCGUGGUGAUGAUGGACCGGAUCUACCUCAUCAACUCCUGGCCCUUCCUGCUGCACGCCGUCCGCGCCGUCAUCGACGAGCUGCAGGGCGAUGCCCUCAAGGUGUUUGAGCUGGAGCAGUUCGGAUGCCCGCAGAGAGCCCAGCGGAUGAACACGGCCUUCACUCCGGGGGCCUUCCUG
This is a messenger RNA of Stegostoma tigrinum, 447 nucleotides long. It is a transcript of the gene flcn, whose product is annotated as folliculin. The transcript is spliced from 3 exons. Lineage: Eukaryota; Metazoa; Chordata; Chondrichthyes; Orectolobiformes; Stegostomatidae. The record is from RefSeq and is a predicted model, not a curated record. The annotation marks the transcript as partial. Gene Ontology annotation, molecular function: GTPase activator activity. Gene Ontology annotation, biological process: positive regulation of TORC1 signaling; positive regulation of GTPase activity; negative regulation of transcription by RNA polymerase II. Gene Ontology annotation, cellular component: cytosol.